CAGGUUGUUUGUUUGGUGUCUGGCAGACGGAGCCGUCAGCUGUGGAGGGAACUGUCUCUCUUUGCGGUCCUGGUUCACAAUAAAAACCAGAAAAAAGGCAGAAAAUACUCUGCAACAGGACGGGAGAUGGACAACAGUAAACGGACGGUGGUCGUUACAGGUUUUGGGCCAUUUGGAGAGCACACCGUCAACGCCAGCUGGAUAGCAGUACAGGAACUGAAGAAGCUCGGACUGGGCAGUGAAGUGGACCUGCAUGUGUCCGAGGUUCCUGUAGAGUACCAGACAGUCCAGAGUUUGGUUCCUUCAUUAUGGAAGAAGCAUCAUCCACAGUUGGUGGUUCAUGUUGGAGUCUCAGGUAUGGCCACCACUGUCACGUUAGAGAAGUGUGGCAGAAAUCACGGCUACAAGGGCCUGGACAACAGCAGCUUCUGUCCUGAUUCACAGUGUUGCAUUGUGGGAGGCCCCGACUGUAUCAACUCAGUCAUUGACAUGGAAUCAGUCUGUAAGAGAGUGACCUCCUCAGGGCUGGGAGUAGCUGUGUCUGUCUCCAAAGAUGCUGGAAGGUAUCUGUGUGAUUUCACCUACUACACGUCUCUGCACCUGAGCCAUGGUCGCUCUGCCUUCGUUCAUGUGCCUCCUCUGGGAAAGCCUUACAGCGGGGAAGACCUGGGCCGGGCGCUGCAGGCCAUCAUCCAGGAGAUGCUGGAGCUUAUAGACCAGGCCGAAGAGAAAAUCCACUGCCAGCAGCAGCACUUCCACUAAGUGAGCUCCAGAUGCCAACCAGCCUCUCCAACCCUCACCACAAAAGAGAAAUUGCACUUAACCACAAGUAGCCGAACUUCUUCUCUUUUUAUUUUUGUCUUUACUUGGAUAGAAGGAAAACUUCAGUUUGUCUCCAGCGUUUGUCUCUCUUGGUCUUCAUGUUUUUCUAGCCCUGACUCAGUUGUGUUUUUAUGUCUCCCGAUGGUGAGAAGAUAUAAUGGGAGUCUCAAGCCUAACUGUGCCAUUUCACACUUGAUGUUGAAUUGUUUCUUGAGUCCUUUUUCUUUAUAAGAAGUUGUUAUUUUUGCCUUCUUUUACAAAGGUUAUUUAAUCAGGGAACGGGUUGGUUCCAGCUCAUAUUCCCUCAGUUUUAUUGGCCCAACUCUGACAAAACAAAAACCCUCAGUGUUAUUUUACAGAUCUCGAGUUCAGUAAUUUAGUGGUAGGUUUUAUAGAAUGAUAUCAGGGCUGCACAAUUAGAAAAUAUAAAGCAUUGCAAUUAUUACCACAGACAUUGGACAGAUUAAAUGAAACACUCUUCUCAUGGGAGCUGUGUUUUGAAAGUUGUGUUUAUUUAAUAUAAUGAUUAAUAUCUUUUUAUCUUCUUACAUCUUUGGAUUAAACUUGCAAAAGCUCAUGCUGUUCUUAUUUGUGCAGCACUCAUUGGAUUCCUUGAUCAAAAGCUUUCUGUUGCUCCCUUCAUUGAAUCAGAUAUAGCUGCUUAUUUUACCUGAGGAUUUGAUUUGAUGAAGUUGGACUCUCAGUUCAGAGUUGGGCCUGUCAUUUUUAUUUCUGUAGCACUUCCUUCAUCUUGUUUUUACAUUUUUACUUAGUCCGGAAUAUGGACAGAACUUGUAGCCAUGUGAAUCCUAGCAUUUACCAUUUUUAUUUUCAGUCAACAUAACUUUCAGACAAGACAGAUCCAUAUGUUCUAAUUAUUAUUAUGAUGCAUGUGAGGUAUGCUUUGUUGGUGUGUUUCGCUUUAUAUUCCUGAGCUUUGGUUUGUUUUGACCUGUUUAACAAAAUGCAGCAGAUUCCUUCACUGUUUGUGAUGGUGCCUCUUCCAGUUAUAUGUUCUGUUUUAUGUCUUUUUAAAGGUUUUUCUGUUCCACUGUGUAUACCAGCUGAGUCGUCAAAAAGCCUAUGUGAACAAACCGUUUCAGCUUGAUCAGAUUUACUAUAGACUUAAUUAUUAUUAAAUGGCCUUCACUUUACUUCAGCACCCUGUGUAUCCACAGAAAAUCGAUGUGUCUGUUGUAGACUCCAUAACUAGUCUUGGGAAACAAACUACUUAGAGCUGCAGCAGUCCAUUGGCCUUUCAUGAGAUUUAAAUCAAAUGUUUUUUCAUCAAGUUGAUCCCACUACAUUUGAGUAAAUUGACAUUAUUUUUCAGCUGUGUGUAUCAUUUGAAAUGCCAGCAACAUGGUUUGUGCCACAAGCUAGCAUCCUGGAGCACUGAGCUGAACAGAACUGAAGUUCUUCUCAAAGCUUAAUUUUAACUUUUUCGUUAAACUAACAACUAAAACAACUGCUUCUUUCAACAACUCUUAUGGACUUGUUAAAAGAGGUGAGACGGUGAGUUUGUUGUUCUGAGUUGUAGGUGCUGAU
This is a messenger RNA of Notothenia coriiceps (black rockcod), 2370 nucleotides long. Its product is annotated as pyroglutamyl-peptidase 1-like. The record is from RefSeq and is a predicted model, not a curated record. The transcript has 5 exons. Gene Ontology annotation, molecular function: pyroglutamyl-peptidase activity. Gene Ontology annotation, biological process: proteolysis. Gene Ontology annotation, cellular component: cytosol. NCBI's taxonomy places the organism in Eukaryota, Metazoa, Chordata, Actinopteri, Perciformes, Nototheniidae. The coding region runs from base 127 to 762 and encodes 211 amino acids.